CUGUACAGCGCUGCCGCUGGAACCCCCUCCCCAAGACAGCACAAACGGCAGCCAUUGAUGGCCGGAUCGUUGCGUCGCGUACGCGCGCACUCAAUGCACGCGCCAUAGCUGCGGAGACACCCACCAGGGCACCGGGAAGGAAAGGCACAAAAGAGGCGGGGGCAGGCCGCCCCGCCCUCGGCGUGGAUACCAAACGCGGGGGGGCCGGCGCUCGGCACGAUUGGCGCCACCCACGCGGUGGGGGAGAACCCGAAAAAGAGCAAGGAACCUUUGGUAUCGCGGCUGCUGGGCUCCCCAUACACUCCCGUGGCCUGCCCUCCCUCCCACGACCCCGUGACUCGCCGCACGGCCGGGGGGAGGAGCCUACUGCGCGACGGCAGCUGCUUCCAGGAUGGCCAACGGGAGGAGCCUCUACUACGUCUGGUGGUGCUGCGCGCUGGCCAGCGCGCUGAGCGCGCUCGUCAAGGUGGACGCCUUGCUCGUGGACAUCACCUAUGUGGAGAGCGCCGUGGCCAAAGGAGCAGUGUGUCUGGAUGGAAGCGCGCCGGCGUAUCACCUCGCCCGCGGUUCCGGCUCCGGCGUGAACAGCUGGCUGGUUCAUUUUGAGGGGGGAGGAUGGUGCAGCAACGUCACGACCUGCCUGCAGCGGAAGCGCACACGGCUGGGGUCGUCCAAGGAGAUGGCGACGCAGAUUGCCUUCUCUGGAAUCCUGAGCGACACCCCGGAUUACAACCCAGACUUUUACAAUUGGAACAAGGUCAAGGUUCGGUACUGUGAUGGCUCAUCUUUCACCGGUGAUGUCGAAGAAGUGGAUCCUACAACAAAGCUACACUACAGAGGUGCAAGGAUAUGGCAAGCUGUCAUGGAGGACCUGCUUGCCAAAGGGAUGGACAAAGCUGAAAACGCUCUAAUUUCAGGCUGUUCUGCUGGUGGUUUAACCUCCAUACUACACUGCGACAGAUUUCAUGACCUCCUACCUCUGGGUGCCAGAGUUAAAUGCCUUUCUGAUGCUGGUUUCUUCAUCAAUGAGAAAGAUGUUGCUGGAGUGGGGUACAUUGCUGCCUUUUUCAACGAUGUGGUUACAACACAUGGGUCAGCAAAGAAUUUACCAUCUUCAUGCACUUCGAUCUUACCCCCAGGAGUGUGCUUUUUUCCCUCGAACGAGGUGAAACAGAUACAGACACCUCUAUUCAUCCUCAAUGCAGCGUAUGAUUAUUGGCAGGUAAGGAACAUUCUGGUGCCAGGGGUUGCUGAUCGUCGUGGUACAUGGCAUAGCUGUAAGCAUGACAUAGACCAGUGUUCUGCAGCACAGCUUCGGGUACUGCAGGGAUUCAGGGAUGAUUUUCUGAAGGCGGUGGCCGAACAAGGGAACUCCACCUCCAGAGGGUUGUUCAUAAACUCAUGCUUCGUGCACUGCCAGUCCGAGAUCCAGGAGCUGUGGUUCUCAUCUGACUCCCCAAUGCUUGGAAACACUACAAUAGCAGCCGCUGUUGGCGACUGGUUCUUCGACCGCAGCCCGUUCCAGAAGAUCGACUGCCCUUACCCCUGUGACUCGACCUGCCACAACCGGAUCCACGAUGACCCAUCGCAUGCAUAGCAAUUACAGCGGCCUCACUUCGUGCUGCCAUUCAUCACGCUAUUACUACAUUUUACGCUCCAGCAUUGCUAGCGGUAUAGGGCAAUGCGUUGAUAGCCAUUGAUUGUCAUGAAUAAGACCCGGCGCCGGAGGCUUAACUUGGCGGCUGGUGCCGGACUGCCGGAAGCCAGAUGCAGCUUCCAACGGCAGGUACAGUCCAAGGGAUAGAAGCCGUUUCCUAUGUUCCACUGCACUGUAUUUUCUUCUGAUACCUGUAGGAGCCACAUUGGCUCUUCCGAAGUGAGGCGGCACAGGUUAUUUCAGUUGAAAUAUUAUGUCACUUCCUACAUAUUAAUCUUUGCCUCUGGUCUGAUUCUACUC
Messenger RNA from Setaria italica (foxtail millet), 1957 nucleotides. RefSeq names its product pectin acetylesterase 8. Gene Ontology annotation, biological process: cell wall organization. The transcript is spliced from 13 exons. The record is from RefSeq and is a predicted model, not a curated record. Gene Ontology annotation, cellular component: plant-type cell wall. Lineage: Eukaryota; Viridiplantae; Streptophyta; Magnoliopsida; Poales; Poaceae. Bases 392 to 1597 code for a protein of 401 amino acids. Gene Ontology annotation, molecular function: pectin acetylesterase activity.